Messenger RNA from Ostrinia furnacalis (Asian corn borer), 1617 nucleotides. It is a transcript of the gene Dbct, whose product is annotated as Dihydrolipoamide branched chain transacylase E2. Bases 104 to 1528 code for a protein of 474 amino acids. Gene Ontology annotation, cellular component: mitochondrion; cytoplasm. Gene Ontology annotation, molecular function: acetyltransferase activity; lipoic acid binding. NCBI's taxonomy places the organism in Eukaryota, Metazoa, Arthropoda, Insecta, Lepidoptera, Crambidae. The record is from RefSeq and is a predicted model, not a curated record. The transcript has 9 exons.
AGCGCUCGCGAGCCCCGACGCGCCGGCGCACGCCCGCGUUGUGCUACUCGGAUCUUCUAUAAUUUGAUGUAAAAUAAAUCAUUGCGACGCUAAUUUAGUUACAAUGGCAUUUCUAUUAAGGAAGUGUGUCGUCAACUUGAGGACUGUGAACCGAUGCCGCAAGUUACGUCUGCCAUUGCGAAGUGAUUUCAAACAUUCAAGGGGGAGUAGCAUAGAAAAUAUUGAAUUCUCCAUUGCAGGAGCACACACAACAUGGAGGCAGUUCCAUACUAGUCAAAUCACUCAAAAAACAGUAGCCUUCAAGUUAUCUGAUAUCGGAGAGGGAAUCCGAGAAGUAGUUAUCAAAGAAUGGUUCGUAAAAGUCGGCGAUAAGGUGGCACAGUUCGACAAUAUCUGUGAGGUCCAGAGUGACAAGGCCGCGGUGACCAUCAGCAGUCGCUAUGACGGAGUGAUCACGCGACUCUACCAUCAGGUCGACCAAACAGCGUUGGUCGGGCAGCCGCUCGUGGAUAUAGAAGUAGAAGGAGAAGAGGACAAUGACUCUUCAGACUCUGAAACUGAAAAAGCGAGUACACCCGCUCCUGCUACAGAUACAAAACAACGAGUAAGAGUGUUGACUACUCCGGCUGUUAGAAGAAUAGCUGCACAAUUUCAAGUAGACCUAAGCACUAUUAAAGCUACUGGUAGAAAUGGAAGGGUCUUGAAAGAAGAUGUGCUAGCUUAUCUCAACAUGAGCUCAGACGAAUCUAACGAAGUACCAAACUUGACAGCAGUACAAGCAGUUUCUAUUCCUGUGGUGCAGGCGCAUGCUAGGACUGAGAUAGUUUUAGAUGACAGAACCGUACCAGUCUCUGGCUUUACUAAGGCCAUGGUUAAAUCAAUGACUGAGGCAAUGAAAAUCCCACACUUCGGAUUCAGCGAUGAAUAUGAUGUAUCAAAAUUAGUAGAGGCUCGUGAAAAAUUAAAGAAAUUAGCCCAGGACCAUGUAGUAAAGCUCACUUAUAUGCCAAUCAUCAUGAAAGCGGCCUCGCUCAGCCUGACUUCCUUCCCGAUUCUGAACAGCAGCCUCGAUAGUACUUGUGAAAAUGUAACGUACAAGGCGAGCCAUAAUAUCGGAGUUGCUAUGGAUACCCCUAAUGGAUUAGUUGUACCAGUUAUCAAGAAUGUUCAAAAUAAGAGCAUAUUAGACAUCGCUCGAGAACUAAACACCCUUCAAGAGAGAGGAACCAAAGGUCAACUCGGACUCGCAGAUCUAAGUGGAGGAACGUUCACAAUUUCAAACAUCGGGAUUGUUGGGGGAACUUACACGAAGCCUGUUAUAUUGCCACCACAAGUUGCUAUUGGCGCACUAGGAAAGAUUCAGGCCCUGCCUCGAUUCGAUUCGGAAGGCAAAGUUAUCAAAGCUCACAUUCUGACAGCGAGCUGGUCUGCCGACCACCGGGUCAUCGACGGCGUCACUAUGGCUCGCUUCUCCAACAGCCUCAAGAAAUACCUCGAGGAUCCAUACACGCUGCUAUUAGAUCUAUAAAUUGUCCAACAAUAUCCCCAUCUCAGUCUCUUUACUGUUUUAAGUACGUAAUGUUUUUGUUAAAAUAAAACGUCUAAGCUAAAAUUAAA